AUGAAUUUCGACGAGUAUCGUCAGUUUAAAGGCCUAUAUGAAAAUAUGAAGAAGGGUGAGAAGACAAAGGUCAUACUUCAAUAUGCAAAGAUGUCUCAGGAACCAUCAAGCAGCAUGACUGUGUGUGAAGAUACAGUCCUCCAUAUGGCGAUCAAUAUGAGGCACGAAAGCAUUGCCAGGGAAAUCUUGAAGUAUCACCUCAAAGAUCCUGCAACAUUGACUCGGCAGAAUGUGUUUGGAGACACUGUACUCCAUGAGGCUGCUUCCACCAACAUGACAAAACUGGCAAAGGAAUUGCUGGAAAAGGCACCGCAAUUACUAUCCAUGCCUAAUCGGUACGACGAAAUGCCUCUAUUUAAAGCUGCCCAAUUUGGUCAAACUGAAAUGUUCAAGCUUCUAGCUGAUAGAGUGGAGAAAGAAGGUCCAGAGAAAGCUAAAUAUCUGGCAUAUAUGAUAGCUAUAAAGUAUCCGCACUUGAUUGCUGAAAAAGAUGAAAAGGAGAAGAUAGCGCUUCAGCUGCUCUCAAGUAAUCCAUCUGCAUUCAAGAGUGGGAGCAGCUAUGGUGUUCCAGUUGGUGAUGGAGAGAUCAGGAAAGACAGCAAUCAUGAAGAAGAAAAACUUACAGGUGGAUUAGAGGUGGCUGGCACGGAUGAGGAUGGUGAUAAAGCUGCAAGAGGCUCCAAGCUUCCCCGAAUGCUUGAAGUUUUUGUUAACUUAUACUUCAUGAUAACGCAAAUAAUUGCUUCAGGAUGGCCAAUGAUGGAAAGUAUCUGGAAGGAGAAGAGAAAACAUGAAUCAGCUCUAAGGCUUGCCAAACUGUUGAUUCCAGAAGACACUUCAUGGGAACAUAUCAGCACCGAAGAAGACAAGGGAAAGAUAAGCUUUGUGAACCCUGCAGCAACAGCAUCAGAAGAAGGAAGAAGAGGAGCAAAGAAUGAAAAACAAGGAGGCAGAAACACAAUAAGAAAACGAGGAAAAUUAAGAUCCUCUGUGACUAUGGCACAAGCCCCGGAUACAUCAAAAACUAACGUUUCAGGCAUUGAUGCUGGCUCGGCACCGACCCUUACCUCAUUGCUUUUAGCAACUAGCAAUGGAAUUGUAGAGAUUGUUAAAGAGAUACUUGGAGUGUAUCCUCAAGCAGUUGAACAUGUCAGUCAUAUGGGGCAGAACAUAUUGCAUGUGGCUAUUAAGCACCGUCAAAAAGAGAUAUUUAACAUGGUCAAGAAGAUGGAAAUACCAAUGACCAGGUUGGUUCGACGGAUCGAUGACAAUGGCUGCUCCUUGUUGCACCAUGUUGCUGUCAUGCAGUACUACAGUGAAGGAACCCUGCCUGGUCCUGCACUCCAGCUACAAGAGGAAUUGCAUUGGUUUGAGCGUGUGCUGAAGAUAAUCCCUCCCCAUUUUGCGAUGCACCGGAGCAACAGGGAUGAGACUGCUCAAGAAUUCUUCAAAAGAACACAUACUAAACUCCUCAAGGAUGCUCAGGAGUGGCUAAAGAGGACAUCCGAGUCAUGCUCUACCGUUGCUGUUCUUAUUGCCACGGUUGCCUUCGCUGCAGCCUACACUGUACCAGGAGGAUCCAAUCAAGACACCGGUCUUCCUGUCCUCCUGCAUGAUCCCAUCUUCUUGGUUUUCACUGUUAUGGAUGUUCUAUCUUUGGCAAGCUCCUUGACUUCUGUUGUAAUGUUCCUAUCAAUCCUCACUUCUCCGUUUCAGCUUCAAGAUUUCCGCCACUCUCUCCCUCGGAAACUGACACUCGGUUUCUCGUUCCUCUUCUUCUCGGUCGCAGUGACAAUGCUUGCAUUCACCGCAACCAUUUUGCUCAUUGUUCAUUUGAAGAAGCGUUGGACUACGCUUCUCAUUUACACCAUUGCAUUCCUGCCGGUCAGCAUUUUCGCUAUCUUGCAGUUCCCUUUGUAUCUGACAUUUAUGAACACCUUGAAGAGCUCAAUCACUCUCAUCAAGGUGGCUUUUCCUUGCAAUUUCGUUAUUCGUUCGGUUAGGGCCCCUCGGUCCUCCAUUCGCAAGAGGCAUUCACAUGGAUCCACAAGACAACAAAUCCAAAAUCUCUUCAAAAUAAUACCUUUAAACGUCCAAUUCAGUUCUGUAAGACCUUCAAUCACCCCUCUAAGCUCAACCAAAAUCAUCCCAACAAGCAAUAAUUCCAUCUUGAAAUCAAGAAUUCUGGUAAACAGAGAACCCAUCAAGACAAGGCCAUUGUUCUUGGUCAAGGCUGUGGAUGGGGAGGAGAAGAAGCUGAUUGAGCUGGUAGAGAUUGAUAGCUUAAAGAGACAGCUGUUGAAUUCUUUGCAUGGAACUGAUCAUAGACUGAUAGCUACUAGUGAGACAAGAGCUGAGGUUGUGGAGCUUAUGGCUCAGCUUGAAGCCAGAAACCCCAAUCCUGCUCCCACUGAGGCUCUGUCUCUGCUCAAUGGCAAGUGGAUUCUUAAGUCCACAUCUUUUGACGGUUUGUUCCCAGUGCUGUGGGGUACCCUGCCAUUGGUAGAGAUCAAGGAAAUAUCUCAGACAAUCGACUCAGAGAACUUCACUGUUCAGAAUUCUGCGCAAUUCUCAGGGCCAAUACAUCCAUUAGUGCCAAUGCCAAAUUUGAAGUCCGAAGCCCCAAACAUCAAAUUUGAACAAGGCAUUCUUGGGACUCCCAAGCUGACAGAAAAUGUGGAAUUUCUGGGACAUCAGUUCGACCUCACACUCUUUAGAGCCAUAAUCUCCUCUGUGGAAGAUACAGCUUCAUCUGUUGCAAAGACCAUUUCCAGUCAAUUACCAUUGACGUUUCCUAUCUCAAACAGCAGCGCUGAAUCAUGGUUGCUAACCACAUACCUCGACGAUGAUCUUCGAAUUUCAAGAGGUGAUGCUGGAAGUUUAUUUGAUGAUAAUGUUGAGAGGGUUUAUGCAGCUAAAAUAAAAACACUCCGAGUGUGUGAAGCUGCAAGCAAUAGAUGGGAGGUGUUGAAAGAACAGCUAGCAGAGCCGUAUCGGGCAGCCAUGAACAAGGAUCGGCUAGCACUCGGGUUUCGCUUCGAAAAGGAGUUACCUUAUGGAGCGACGAAUGAGUGGAGAUUGGAAAAGGAUGAUUAA
This is a messenger RNA of Dovyalis caffra, 3096 nucleotides long. The record is from the annotation of a GenBank genome assembly. NCBI's taxonomy places the organism in Eukaryota, Viridiplantae, Streptophyta, Magnoliopsida, Malpighiales, Salicaceae.